ACCUUUGUCAUGGAGACACUGAACACCACACAUAGCCCAGGCGAGGAAGACAGUGAUUCUAGUCUGAUCUUCGUUCUUCAAGGCCUCGUCAUCUUUGUCUUCGCCACCCUGAUCAUUGCUACCAACAUCAUGAACCUGAUCGUUAUCCCUCGUCUCCCCGACAUCAACGAAGCCAGCAAAGUCUUCUACAACUGCCUGUCCGUCGCCGACCUCAUCCUCGGCGUCGUUCUCCUACCCGCCUUGCCAUCUGCCAUUCUGGAUGGCUGGCCAUUUGGAGAUGUCCUCUGCAAGAUCUUCGGGUUCGGUAUGACCUUUGUUGCCGGUCUAUCCUCCGCCAGUUUGCUGCUCCUCAAUCUGGAUCGCUUCUUUAGCAUAGCCACCCCACUCCGCUACAUGGCGAUCAUGGACCGGAAAAAAGCAGCCAUCAUCGCAGCAAGUCUUUGCCUCGCCGAGUUCUUGUUCCUUCUCAUUAUAAUGUUCGUCAACCCAUUCGGCGUGGGGAUCGUGGAGUAUUCGCGACUCGGGGCGUGCAUCAUGUCCUUCAACGAGCCAAAUUUCGUUGUGUAUUCCCUGCUAAUCUUCACUGUGUGCAUCUGGUCGUUUGGCCCGAUCCUGGCCAUCAUGUACGCCAGGAUAAUCUGCAUCAGUAGGAGACAUGUGAGGCGCAUUCAGGUCCAGGAACUCACCAAUCAAAGACCAAUCUCUAAGUUUGACGGGAGCGACGAAACGGGCUUACAGGACUGCAGAACGGCCCAGGCGCCAAACAAGAAGACGGCGGUCAGCCACCGAGCGAUACGUAUGACCCUCAUGGUCACAGGAACCUAUGUCGUGGCUUGGGCACCCUUUACAAUUUGCCAAAUAUACAUUGCCAUGGUGACCGAUGUUUCGAUUAUCAUCCGAGCGUUAGUGUGUUGGCCCCUCCUCCUGAAUCCACUGUGCAAUGUGAUCAUCUACUCGGUGACGAAACGUUCUUACAGAACUUUGGCGCGGAAUCUACUGAAAGGAUGUCUGAGGUGUUCACUCGCAGACCUUCGGAAGGCAACAUCCCACGAGAUACUCGUGUAGAUCACAACGAUCUUACGAGUUUGUUGCAAAAAGGAAGUGACGUUUCACGGCUUUGGACAUCAGUAUGCCACAUUAUUUUGUGAAUGGAAGGUUAGAAUAAAAUCGAAAUGGACGUUACUAAGUUAAACUUUACUCCAGGAACAUAUUAUACCCGCCAGUCAUGCGAGAGAACUAUAACGAAAUAUUAUAUUUUUAUUGUCAUGAUAUGGCAUACUGCGCCAGAGACUCAUGAGACAUUUUAAUCACAUUUGCCGACUCGGAAUCCGUGUAAAGUCCUUUAAACACGUUGCCAUGAUAACUGGAAUAGCAUAGACCUCAUAAUUUCAUAGCAUGACUAAUCGAAUGAUGUAAUUUGUUAUUUUUAUAGCAUCAGACAAUCAUGUCGCCGAAAUAAAAGGCAUUUACCUUUUCGUUCGAUGUUACGCACGGAGGUGGUUUUUCAGAGCACUUGUCUUCUAUGAAGUCGAAUAAGAAACAUGGAAAUAUAAACUAAUACCUUAU
Lytechinus pictus (painted urchin) is the source of this 1566-nucleotide messenger RNA. RefSeq names its product octopamine receptor beta-2R-like. The coding region runs from base 10 to 1065 and encodes 351 amino acids. Gene Ontology annotation, biological process: G protein-coupled receptor signaling pathway. The transcript has a single exon. The record is from RefSeq and is a predicted model, not a curated record. Gene Ontology annotation, molecular function: trace-amine receptor activity. NCBI's taxonomy places the organism in Eukaryota, Metazoa, Echinodermata, Echinoidea, Temnopleuroida, Toxopneustidae. Gene Ontology annotation, cellular component: membrane.